Messenger RNA from Caenorhabditis angaria, 951 nucleotides. NCBI's taxonomy places the organism in Eukaryota, Metazoa, Nematoda, Chromadorea, Rhabditida, Rhabditidae. The record is from the annotation of a GenBank genome assembly.
AUGUCUGGAGAAUAUAGCGCAGUUCGAGGUGGUGGUAUAAAACUGAAAGGAAAAAAGAAAUCGUUGUUCAAAGUCGACAAAAACAAGGCGGAUAAGAAACGAAAUAAAAAUGAUGACAAAGAUAAAGUGGAUCCAGACACAAAAAGCAAUGGUGGAUGGCGACAAAUUGAAAAUGAAUUUGAUAUGAAAGGAGGAAUCAGUGUUGCUUUCGAAGCGGGUUCGAGUAGAUGUUAUAUUUCUGCAAUGGAUAAUGGAAAAUUCACAUUGGGUGGACCGCAUGCAGAAGGAGAAGGACCGAAUCCGGAAGAGAUUUUUGCACUUGUCAAAACUCCCGAUGAUAGUAAAGUCAGUUUAAAAACAGGAUAUGGAAGAUAUGUUGGAGUUGACAGUGAAUAUCAAUUAAUUGCUAUGGCUGAAGCAAUCGGAGUUCGCGAACAAUUUCAAUUUGUAUUCCAAGAUGGAAAAUCAGCAAUUCAAGCUGUUGCGUCUCCUCUUUUCCUAUCCGCGCAGCCAAGCAAAGAAGGUUAUAUUUAUGUAGCAAGUCGAACUGCUAGUCAAAAUGAGAUGAUUCAAAUUCGAACAGAUGCAAUUAAAGAGGGUCCUGCAGAUUGGAGAUCUGAAGAAGAUCGAAAAAAUGCGAAGGAUUGUGAAACUGCUUAUGUGUGAGUUUUUUGUUGAAAUGUUUUUUUCUUUAAAGAAAUGGGUUUAGGAAAUGUCACGUUUUCUUAAAUUCAUAAUCCAUAAUCGUUAUGAUUUUUAAAAAGUUUUAAAAAACAAGAGUCUUAAUUUUCCAGAAAAAUGUUCCAACACUCGAAAGUUGACCUGAAGGGUCGACACAUUUCGGUUGAUCUCAAAGAUCGAAAAUCAGUCAAAAAGGCCCAAGCAGAAGGAAAUGCUCACGAACUUUUGUUGAAUCGAAGAGUUAAAACAAAAUCCGAUCGAUAUUGCUAA